AUUGCUAAGUAAUACUGAUACAAAGUUCUAACUGCAAUCUUGUUUCGUUAAAGAUUGGAGAUGAGCUUUUUAAUUCUUCUCCUGUUGGUGCACGAAGCCAGCUCUCAGAUGAUUAAAGGGGAGCAGCUUGAGUCGGUCUACACGUUCAUCAGUACUGAUAUUGAAGGAGUGCCCAGUGAUAUUGGGAGAGGAGAACUGACAUCUGAUGGUGAUCUGGAAACUGUUACUUACGUUGCGGCUGCGAGCAAUUUGCAGAGCAAACAGUGGAUAUCUUACAUAUUACCUGCUCCUUCAUCUGUACAAUCUGUAAUGGUUUACAUACCUCAUCGGAGUAUCAUCCUCAGUGAAAAGGAGGAAGAAGAGGAGGCUAACAAGGAUAUUGAGGUGACGAUAAGAACACUGAUUCCUACAACUGAAGUAGAAGAAUACGCUGUACAAACAGAAGCUUCUACUACGUACCCUGUACCACCACCAAUUGUACCACACUUCUUACCAAUCACCGACCCUCAGGGGAAUCAGAAUUUGUUAAUAAUAUUUAAAGAAGAUAUUGAGACCCUCUAUAACGUGACGUGGGAAGCCAUGGAGACAUCCUGUGAACUAGUGAGAUCCCAAGAAUACACUAUUGACGGGCAGGUGUUCAGUGACCAAACUGAGGUUGGUGAUACGGACCAUACAGCUAGUGAGGGAACCAUACUUGAGUUUGAUUGUGGGUCGGUAGAGGGUGGCUCGGUGUUCAUCAAGACAGACCAAGAUGUCUUGGAGGUUGCCGAAACUAAAAUGAUUGGAGUCUCUGGAACGAGCAGUCCUCUUGUACAUGUAGAACCGCUUGAUUCUCACGGCUUGGAAGGUAAACACACAUAUCGCGUGGCGCUUCAAAACGGAGUUGCUAAAAACAUCCUUAUACUGAAAGAGAAUGGUAAGUAUAUUGGUGAGACAAAGCCUUCAUACAACUUCAUAUUGAACACGGAUAUACCCGUUAGAGGAGGAAGCAGUAUCUUUAUGUUGCGUCGUGAUUCUGGGCUCAAGAUAAUGGACUGUCUAAACAAAGAGUCAGAAGUAAUUGGAGGAUGGUGGCCUUUCUCCGGUACAGAGGGGGUUUGUGAUGGCACUAAAUCUGAAGAUCAGUUCAACACGUGGGCGUUCCACUUCGCAUUAGACCACGUGUCAGUGUACUGUGAUGGUGUCAAGUUUCUCUCACUUAACGUCAACUUCUACUGUAAUCCCGCAGUCAGGACUAUACAGACACUCUAUUCCGUGAUAAGGACGAGUAACAGUGUGGAUUUUGUGCCAAUGCCAGGUCUUCUCGGACUGGAUGUGUAUCAUUUGGGGGAGUAUGGAGUCACUAAAUUCGAGGCAGAUCAACAGUUCAGGAGUUAUUGCAAUCAAAUUGAGAAGGACAUUAUGGAAGUAUGCACGGCGGAAUAUGACAUGUUUGGAGCAGAGGGGGUUGUCUCGCCUGAAUUCCAGUUUCUGUACGAUCAUAUCAUGAAGGAAUUCAAAACUUCCAUAGCGUAUACAGCACUGUUCAGUCAAAUUGAGAGGGACGAAAGGAUAAAGCGAGAAGAACAGUGGAUGAAGGACAGCUAUCCGGAGUACCUGGAGUCAAUGUUCGAGAAGACGCGGGGACAGAAGGAGAACUUAGAAUAUCUAGAGAUGAGAAAAGAAGAAAUACUCUCGACUGCUAGGCGUGAAGCUCGACUUAUGCAGCACGACGCGAUCACUGAGCUCUUCAAGAAGGCCUCUAUUUUUUACGCUAGCAUGUCGUCACUAUUUGAGGAUAGGCUGAACCCCUUAGUGAACGAGUUUGAUUUAUUUGAACGAGGUGAAGGAGUCCGUCCCGUACUGUUAAAGGAAAUAGAGGGCUUGAUUGCGAGUCUGCAUGAUGAAGUUAAGGAGACUUCAUCAAGUGGAGGGAGAGGAGAAGAGAGGACUACAUAUCCUGGUGGAGGAAGAGGGGAAGAGAUGACUACAGGGAUGUGGAAGACUGUGAUUACAGAGUCGUGGGACUGGGAGACUCCGGGUAUAUUGGAGAAGUUCGAAAAUAUUAACUUCGCAGAUUGGACUUGGGAAACUGUCAUACCAUAUGCACCUACUACACCACUAUACAAACCAAUCCAGGACUAUGAUGCAGUCCUACACUUCAUUAACUUUUACGAAAAUAACGACAAAAAUCAACUUCAAUACAACCUUGAAAUCGAAAUUAUAGGGCCUUUAGAAUCUUAUUAUUUUAAUUAGAGCUAAGUGUAGUUUUAGAUUUCAUCUACCCCAAGUAUCCCAAAUAUCCUACUCCUCAAUUACUACUGCACUGAGGCUUAAUUCGGCGGUUAUUCUUUUGAUAAUAAAUUGAGGGAUCUGUUUUGUUAAAUAUAAAGUAUCCCGACUCAACAUUCUGAGUAAAUCCAAUACAACGGCAAUUACUUUACGGCGUUAUUCAUCAGAUAUAGAAUUCGUGUUGUUGAUGAGUGACCUUUUCAUACGAUUGAAAUUUAGUUAUAAUUCAGUGUUAACGAUUGUAGGAUGUCUGUUACUAUGGAGCGUCUCAAUUUUACAAAAGCUUAAAUCACACAUAAUAAGUAUGUGACAUAAUAGGUGUAAAAUCCGGAUUGGAUUCAUAUUAUUUAUGAGUCGCAUAUUUGAAAUUUUUUCUUGGGUAAAUUUCUAUUGAUCCCGUUUGAUGCGAUAAACUUUUUCAUACUUUCAACAGUACUAUAUA
Molecule: messenger RNA, 2713 nt
Organism: Bolinopsis microptera
Lineage: Eukaryota; Metazoa; Ctenophora; Tentaculata; Lobata; Bolinopsidae
Exons: 2
Coding region: 61-2235 (724 amino acids)
Source: RefSeq, a predicted model, not a curated record